AUGUCCGCCGAACAAAUCUCGACUAGCAUUCUGAUAACCUUCUACAGGGCGUUCUCUGACCACUAUCCCCUCACGGCGGGAAGUUUCUCUGAGGACAGCGAGGAGUGGACCGAGGAGGAGGAGCCUCUGUCUCCCGCCCCCGAACCUGAAUACCCGGCGCUUUCCCCCGGUCACACCCGGACGCGCUCCAUGCCGGACGAGGGAAACAAAGAACUGAGCGUGAACCAUGCUCACAGUCGCAGUGACAUCAUCGCAGACAGCCCAGACGUCCAAGCGAGGCAUGAAGCGCUUCAUAAGUUGGCAACAUUCUUCCACUCACCGAAACCAGAGGAGCCAGCUGCUGCCGGCCACGCUGAACCAGAAACAAGUUCUGUUCUCGUGAAGGAGGAAGAAGUUCCAAUACGCACUGAACCAGAGACAAGUCCUGUUCUCGUGAAGGAGGAAGAAGAAGUUCCUCUGCCUGCAGAUACUUCAACGCAGGAUUUCGAUCUCAAGGACUUGAUUAUUUUACCUCCUCCCGACCUCUACGCCGACUUCACCGAUGAGUAACCAAUGAGUCGGACGAGAAGCUGAGGAACCAGGAACCGCCUCUGUUGUUGUUGUUCUUCACACUUUGACCCGUGUGAGUCACAUGACACUGUGAC
Pseudoliparis swirei is the source of this 644-nucleotide messenger RNA. RefSeq lists its product as uncharacterized. The transcript has 12 exons. The record is from RefSeq and is a predicted model, not a curated record. The coding region runs from base 1 to 549 and encodes 182 amino acids. NCBI's taxonomy places the organism in Eukaryota, Metazoa, Chordata, Actinopteri, Perciformes, Liparidae.